Molecule: messenger RNA, 558 nt
Organism: Camelina sativa (false flax)
Lineage: Eukaryota; Viridiplantae; Streptophyta; Magnoliopsida; Brassicales; Brassicaceae
Source: RefSeq, a predicted model, not a curated record
AUGUCCAAGUGUGGAUCCAAUAAACCGUCUGGAGAAUAUCCGGUGCUCCCUGUUGAUGUCGUCAUCAAUAUCAUGUCGAGAUUGCCGAUGAAGUCUAUGGCUCAGUGUCGUUGCGUAUCCAAGCUCUGGUCAUCGGUUAUUCGCCGUACAAACAACAACCUAUUGUUCCCGAUCACGUUCCCAGAUCCACCACCGCGGAUCCUGCUCACCAUCGAAUAUGCAGGAGAUUUGUUCUUCUACACUUCACCUCAUAAUCCAGAUGUGAACUUGUCUCUUGUAGCCACCUUCCAUCAUAAGACUUCUGGAAAAGAUCUCUAUGAAUGUUCCAGUGAGUAUCACGUUCUCACAAUAGGGACUGAGAAUGAAAAUCUCUUAUGGAGAGAGAUCCAAUGUUGCACAACUCUGUAUCCUCUAAAUCUAAACGAGAGUGGGAUAUGCAUUGAUGGUGUUAUCUAUUAUCCAUCGGAGAUGGAGAAGGGAAAACCUACAAUCGUCUGCUUUGAUGUUCGGUCUGAGAAAUUCUUUCUUGUUAGUGUUGAGACUUGGCAACAAGGAUAG